AUGAGAAGUAGUCGCAACCUGCUCAGAGCCGUAUCGAGGCCUCGAACAGCCUUCGCAACUCUCCGACCAUCAUGUCUCCCUCAAACCUUUCGUCGCACCGUAGUCUCUGCCGCAGACUUGCAGUUCGGCCAACCUUUGCAUGAGACACACCCGCAUCUCAUUGCGCCAGGCGAUUUGACACCCGGAAUAUCUGCUCUCGAGUACCAUCAUCGUCGCGCAAACCUCGCCAAAGCCCUUCCCAAGAACAGCAUCGCCGUCCUUGCCUCCUCCGACAUCAAAUACCGCUCCGGUGCUGUCUUCUAUGAGUUUCACCAAGAGCCAAACUUCUUCUACCUGACUGGCUUCAACGAGCCAGAAGCACUUGCUGUCAUUGAAAAGGGUGACUCGGACGUCGAAUACACAUUUCACCUCUUCGUCCGACCAAAAGACCCCAAGGCCGAACAAUGGGAUGGUGCACGAAGUGGCAUUCAGGCUGCGCUAGACGUCUUCAACGCCGACGAGGCGGGUGACAUCGGUCGUUGCCAUACUGUCCUCCCAGAUAUCAUCGGCCGCGCAAAGGAAGUCUACACAGAUCUCCUUGGUACUGCUACCAAGUCUGCCUUUAGGAGAUAUUUCUCGAGUCUGAAAAAGGUCCCUUCAGAAGGCUUCGGCAGUCUCUUGCAGGAGAACAAUGUCAGACCUCUCAGACCCCUUAUGAACAACCUUCGUGUCAAGAAGAGCGAAUCCGAGAUCCUGAAUAUGAGAAAGGCUGGUCAGGUUUCUGGACGAGCUUUCACCGAGACCAUGAAGACAGGUAUGACUACCGAGAAAGAUCUCUGGACCAUGCUCGACACUGGUUUCAAGAUUGGUGGUUUGGACGGCUCCGCCUAUGUGCCUGUUGUUGCUGGCGGCAAGAACGGGUUAAGCAUUCAUUAUACGCGCAACGACCAGACUUUAAAGGACGGCGAAUUGGUAUUGGUAGAUGCCGGUGGUGAGUAUGGUGGCUACAUCACCGACAUUACACGCACAUGGCCGGUCAAUGGCAAAUUUAGCGAUCCGCAAAGGGAGCUGUACGAAAUGAUUCUCAAAGUGCAGAGAGAGGUAGUAGCGAUGUGUAGCGAGAGUGCGGAUGUUUCGCUCGACAAACUCCACCGUAUCACUGAAAGCGGAUUGCGCGACGGAUUGAAGUCUCUUGGAUUCAACAUGGACGGCAACGCUCUUGAGACAUUGUUUCCUCAUCACGUCGGCCACUUUAUUGGACUAGAUGUUCACGAUGCUCCUGGACAUCCCAGGACAGGGAGACUGACGGCGGGAGAGUGUAUCACGAUUGAGCCAGGAAUCUAUGUUCCAGAAGACGAACGAUGGCCCAAGCAUUUCCGCGGAUUGGCAAUUCGAAUCGAAGACAGCGUGUGCAUAACAGAAGAGCAUCCUUAUGUGUUGACAACAGAGGCAGUAAAGGAGGUUGUUGAUAUUGAGGCGCUCCGUUAG
Aureobasidium subglaciale EXF-2481 is the source of this 1467-nucleotide messenger RNA. RefSeq lists its product as uncharacterized. Gene Ontology annotation, molecular function: metalloaminopeptidase activity; manganese ion binding. Bases 1 to 1467 code for a protein of 488 amino acids. NCBI's taxonomy places the organism in Eukaryota, Fungi, Ascomycota, Dothideomycetes, Dothideales, Saccotheciaceae. The record is from RefSeq and is a predicted model, not a curated record. Gene Ontology annotation, cellular component: mitochondrion. The transcript has 9 exons.